AUGAUCCACCAAUCACAUGCCUAUCACAUAGUAAAACCCAGCCCAUGACCCCUAACAGGGGCCCUCUCAGCCCUCCUAAUAACCUCAGGCUUAGCCAUAUGAUUCCACUUCCACUCUACAACCCUACUCAUACUAGGCCUACUAACCAACAUACUAACUAUAUACCAAUGAUGACGCGAUGUAAUGCGAGAAAGCACGUACCAAGGCCACCAUACACUACCCGUCCAAAAAGGCUUACGAUAUGGAAUGAUCCUAUUUAUUACCUCAGAAGUCUUUUUCUUCGCAGGAUUCUUCUGAGCUUUCUACCACUCCAGCCUAGCCCCUACCCCUCAACUAGGAGCACACUGACCCCCAACAGGCAUCACCCCACUAAACCCCCUAGAAGUUCCACUUUUAAAUACAUCUGUACUGCUCGCAUCAGGUGUCUCAAUUACCUGAGCCCACCAUAGCCUAAUAGAAAAUAACCGUAACCAAAUAAUUCAAGCACUACUUAUCACAAUUUUACUGGGCCUCUACUUCACCCUCCUACAAGCCUCAGAGUACUUUGAAGCCCCCUUUACCAUUUCCGAUGGUAUCUAUGGCUCAACAUUUUUUGUAGCCACAGGCUUUCACGGGCUCCACGUCAUCAUUGGGUCAACUUUCCUCACUAUCUGUCUUAUUCGCCAACUAAUAUUUCACUUUACAUCCAAACACCACUUCGGCUUCGAAGCCGCCGCUUGGUAUUGGCACUUCGUAGAUGUAGUCUGACUAUUCCUAUACGUCUCCAUCUACUGAUGAGGGUCCU
Molecule: messenger RNA, 784 nt
Organism: Gorilla gorilla gorilla (western lowland gorilla)
Lineage: Eukaryota; Metazoa; Chordata; Mammalia; Primates; Hominidae
Source: the annotation of a RefSeq genome assembly